Molecule: messenger RNA, 6118 nt
Organism: Brassica rapa (field mustard)
Lineage: Eukaryota; Viridiplantae; Streptophyta; Magnoliopsida; Brassicales; Brassicaceae
Product: putative FBD-associated F-box protein At5g56560
Source: RefSeq, a predicted model, not a curated record
GGCUCAUAACUGUGUAUUUAAUGGUUAACUAAAAGGAGAGAGAGAGAAAGAGAAAGUGGGAAGAAAAACAAAGAGAGAGAGAGAGAGUGACAAAAAGGAGUCUUUUCAUCAUCAAAGGAGAGAGAGAGACCCAUUUCAAUGUCGCCAUAGAAUCACUCUUGUUAGUGGUGGUGGGUUACAGAGUAAAAGGUCUAGUAGAAGAAGAAGAAUAUAGAUAGAUAAAGGCGUGAUAGCUUUCUUCAAAAAAUUUACAAAAUAUGUAGAUUCUCUACUCCUUGUCAUAUAUAUCAUGCAAAAAAAUUUUACAAAACAAAUAUGUAUCAAAUUUUUAAGAUUAUUUGUAUUAAUCAAAACAUAUGAGAUAUCCGUAAGUAUUCGUAAAUAUCUGCAAAUAUCUAUUUAUUUUUUGGAUAUCCGUUUUUCCGAAUAUCCGUAUUUUUCCGAAACAAAACAAAUAAAAAAAUUAGACAUCCGUGAUAUACGAAGCAAAUCGCAAAUACCUUUAAAAUCCGGAUAUCUGAUCCACGUAUUAUAUGAUUGAGCCGAAUGAAAUCAAUUAACAAUAUUUAAAAAAGUUAUUCAUUGGGUUGAGCCAAAGUCCGCAUUUUAUGAUUCUGGUUAGAGAGUUACCAAAUCAGGAAUAUUGGGAUGAGUCAAAACUAGACUUCUUUUCCACGUAGAAUGGAAACUAACCUUUGCUGAUUAUUUUUCUCUUCUUCAUAUAUCUAAUCUAUUAAAACAGAGUCCUAUUUUUUAUCUACUAUUAACGAGUCAUACUAGGACCAUCUAAAAAAUUACUUAAUAUGACAUAUUUCAUUAUUUACAUUAAUAAUAAAACAAAUUUAAAUUUAAAUUUAUUUUUAAGUAUAACAAGUUUUGUUGAGAAAGAAUCUAACAAAAUCUUACCAACCUUCUAAAUAUUUUUAUAAAAUAACACUUAAUUAAUUUCGUAAAUACUAAUAUAACUUUAUAAUUCAAUGUUAAUUAAAAAUUUAUUAUAAAACAAGAAAAUGAAAUUAUAUACUAUUUUAUAUAUAUUUUUAAUUAUAUUAUGUAUUAUAUUAAAAUAGAAGUACUAUAUGAAUUAAAUAUGUGUAAAUUUAUCUAUUUUAUUUUUAAAAUAGUUUCAUUUAAAUAAAUUAUCACUCAUCAUCAAAAUACGUUAGAAUUCAUAAACUAUAUUAUAUUUUUUUAGAAAAAUAAAUUUAUAAAUAUAAAUUCAUUAACAUAGGUUAAACUUUUAUAUUUACAACUACAUAUUAUUUUAUUUUUUUUUAUUUUGAAACUCUCAACAAUAUAUUGUUUAAAAAAUAAUAAUAUACAAAAAUAUAAUAGUUUAUAACUAACCUUUAGUUCAUAUACUAUUUAAAAAUAUGUUAUUAGAAAACUAUGAAAUUUUAAUUAUUCAUUCAAAAUAUUAAAGACAAAUCAAAUUUUAUUUAUAAAUUUAAUAUUUAUAUUAAUUAUAAACAUAUUCUGAGAGAUGUAUAAAAAUCUUACCGAAAUUAAAAUUAUUUAUAUAAAAUAAUGUAUUAAUUUAGUAACAAAACUAUUUUGAAAAUCAUAUAAUCUCCCACCUUAAAUAUAGUUGUGUAAUUUUCCAAACAACUUUGACAAAAUAUAAAAUUUAAAAAAUAAGUAUGCAAACUUAAAAUGAUAAUGUUUUAAAUUUUUCAAAAGGUAUAAUCAUAGCUAAUAAAGAAUAACUUCUUGAAAUGUAACACGAAAAAACAAACAAUGUUAUAAAAAUUAAAGUAAUCUAAUAUUUUGAAGUCUUAAUUUAAUAACAAAAAACACUUAAUAUCAUAACAGCCAAAAAAUAUUCUAUAUCAAUAAAAUUUACUAAAAUAAUAUGAUGGAUGCUACCAUGUAUACAAUUUACUAAAAUAAUAGGUUUAUAUUCACAAUAUAUAACACUAAAAUUAAAAUUAUAUGCUUAAAAUGUUUAUAAUAAAUCAAAAGUAUACAUUCAUAAAAUGAAAAAUAUCCGCACGAAUGUGCGGGUCAAAAUCUAGUAUCUAUACUACUAAAAGAGAAGUACAAAUAAGAGAUAACCCUAAGACUUACAACUUAAUUACAAUACAAUGCCAUUGAAAUAAUUAAUAAUCUUAAAUCUAACUUAUUUUUUUCUAAAUCUAUUCCAUAACAAAUUCAUGAUAAAUAUUACACUUAAUGCACAUUAAUACUAUAAACCUUAAUAUGUAAAGUAGAAAAAUUACUUCUAUAAAUUCAUGGGUAUUAUCCUCUAUUAAAUAAUGUUUAUUACUUUUCAAAAUUUUAUUGUUAAUGAAAUCAAUUAACAAUAUUUAAAAAUUUUAAAGGAUAUGUUGUAUUUGAGAAUAAAAACUUAAUAAUGAGAACAUAUUUAAAAAGUUCCAUUUUACUUGAUAAUUCUAAAUUUGUACCUAAUUAAAAUUUUCAAAUAACCAAUUUGACUAAUCUAUUUAAUUGACGAUAUUGUUUUAGAUAUAUGUAACUAAAAUGCUAUUAGAAAAUUAUUUUUAAAUUAUGUAUAAUUUUACACAUGUUCAAUUAAAUUUUACCUUAAAUUAUUUUUCUUUAGUAAGGAUUUGAAAUAUUAGAUUUGGUAAUAACAUGUACAUUUAAGUAUUAGUAUUAAAAAGAAUAUUCUUCAAGUUUUUUUAUGUAAAGAAAAACAUUUAGAUAAGAUAACAAUGUUGUAAAAUAAAAAAAAAGUCAUAUAAAAUAAAAAUCCUACAUAUAAUAAAAUGUUAAAGUCAAUAAGUUAAAAUAAAAUUAAUUUGAUAAUAAUAUAAAUACAAGAAAUGCAAUUACUCAUUCUAACAAAUUACUCAUUUUCAUAAGUAUAAUAUACAUAUUUUAGUGUUAAAAAUGGAUGACGAAUAUUUAUAUAUUGGGUUGAGAAAUUAAAAAUUAAAAUUACUUAUAUAACGGAUUGAAAAUUUAAAUAUAGUUAUCAUUUAUGACCAAAAACCUAUCAAAACAUCUCAAACAUUAUUUUCGCAUAUAUAUUUUAGUUUAUAGAAAACACACACAUAAACUAAAAUAAACUAAAAAUAUAUAUUUUAAUUAUUAUGCGUAAUGUCAUAAUAAAAAUAAAUAAUACGUGAAAAAAUAAAUAAAUAUUAUGUUAUUUAUAGAAAACAAAAAUAUAUUUCUAAAAAAUGAAAAAAGUGGUUUCUCUUUUUUACUGAGAACCCAAAUGUUGUAAAUAAUUGUUUCCAAUGUGUAUCAAACCCGACCAAUGAAAGGCUACUAGCAUCUCCUUUACCACUGCCAAUUCGAUAUCGGGUAAAUAAAAAUGAUAUCGGUCAAAUAAAAACAAAUAUUCGCGUGAUAUUUACAUUUACAGUUAUAUAAAUCAUUUUACUUUUACUAUAAGUGGAAUUAUGUAACAGCAUUUAUUAUAAUUUUUAUAGAUUAUAUAAUGGUGUAAAAAUAUUUAGUUACAUUAAGUAAACAAAAAAAACACAUGUCGGGUCGGGCGGGUCUAGUUCUAGUAUAUAUUAAUCUCGAAACCUAAUUUAAACGUAGGAUUCGUUUCUCUGUGUCAUAAAACUAGCCAGGAUAUGGAGAGGGCAGCCAAGAUAAACAAAAACAUGGUGAAACGUCUGAGACUCAAUGACUUACCAGAUGAACUGAUCUUGAAGAUAUUCUCAAUGCUUCCGAACUUUAAAGAGAGCGUUGCAACACAUCUCAUAUCAGAGCAGCACGAGAAUCCUUAUAAUCUGGUGUCGGACGUCACGUUAGAAUAUGAUAAUGAGGAGAGUUUCGUGACUUUCAUGAGUUUUUAUUACGGAUCUUUGUUGUCUGACGAUGAUCAGAUCCUAGAGAGAUUGCAUCUCAAGCUUAACAGAAACUAUUCGGCUUCAGACAUCAACUUUUGGGUUCAAGUGGCGGUUAAUACAUCUGUAAGAAAGCUGAGAUUCAACUUGUAUGGUGGAACCCUAGUUCUGCCAAGUUGCUUGAGUACUUGCACAACCCUAAAAUCAUUGAUACUCCGUGAAGUAACUAUCAAGCAUGUUCCUCGUGGUUUCUGUUUGCCAUCUCUUAAAAGUCUGCACCUUUUCUCCGUUGAAUUCUCGCAAAAGGCAUCUAACGCAAGGCUUUUACAAAAUUACUAUGGUAUAAAUGAUGAGGUUAGAUUUUGCUUGCCGUCACUAAGAAGUCUGCACCUUUUAUCGGCAGUACACCAUACGUCUGGUCUUCUUACACAUCUUCUACAAAGUUGUCCGAUUCUUGAAUAUCUGGUUGUAUCCCAAACCGAACGUGAGUUGAGUCCGGUUUUUAGUGUUAUCCCACCUGAGUCUCGUUUGUCAUCAAUCAAGAGUCUGCACCUUUUAUCUGUCGAACUCUCGAAUGAUAAAGCUAUUGCAACGCUUUUAAAAACGUGUGCAGGCUCUCUUGAAUAUUUGGUUUUAAACAGAACCUGCUAUAACUAUUCGGAGCGUGUUUCCUUGUCGUCACUCAAAAGUCUGCACCUUUUAUCGCCUAGUAGUAAUAAUAUAGCGUGCAAUUCUCUUACACGUCUUCUACAAAGUUGCCCGGUUCUUGAAUAUCUGGUCGUAAGCCAAACCGAACGAGAUUAUAUGCCAAUGUUCAGGGUUAUCCCACCUGAGUCCUGUUUGUCAUCAAUCAAAAGCCUUCACCUUUCAUCUGUUAAAUUCCAUGGGGAUGAAUAUGUUGCAACGCUUUUAAAAAGGUGUGCAGCUCUUGAACAUUUGGUUAUAAGCCGAACCAGAUAUGACAAUGUGAAGUUAUAUAGUAUCAAUGUGCCUACUUUGAAGAGCUUAACUAUUAAUAACUCAAGAGAGAAACGUACUGACGACGACGAAAAGGAGAAUCAUGGGUUUUUGAUAAAUGCUCCUGCUUUGCAGACUUUGAACAUUAAGGAUACUGUCAGUAACUUUCUAAUGCUUGAGUUUACGCCAGAGGUAACAAAAGCGAAUAUCCAGGUCAUUUGUGAGCAAUCUGAGAAUUUCAUUGGAUCUCUUACCUCAGUCCAACAUCUUUCUCUAUGUUCUCCAAAUUCGGAGAUUCCAUAUCGCCGUGGCUCUGUCUUUCCCUAUCUUGAACAUCUAGAGCUAUGUACAUGUUCUGCGGGAUGGGUCAAUCUUCUUGCUUCUAUACUCAAUGAGUCUCCAAGACUCCAAUCUCUCAAGCUUAUGUCGAAUCAUAGUGCCCAAUACAAUGAUCCGAUGAGCUUUUGGGAAGAACCAGCAGUUGUUCCCGAAUGUUUAUUGACGCAUCUAGAGAUCUUUGAAUGGAGACAAUAUGAAAACACAGUGCAGCAUAGGAAAGUGGCUGCGUGCAUACUAGCAAACGCUACUUGUCUAAAGAUGGCAACAUUUUCAACAAGAAGUAGAAACAAAGAUCAUCGCAUGGUCAUGAAGUUAAAGAAACUGAAAAGAAUUUCGAAGACAUGUCAGUUAGUUUUUGAGUAAACACUCUUAUAAUGAAUGGUGUAUGUCUCUAGAAGAGAUGCAAGUUUCUUCUUCCUUUUUUUCUCUGGCUCUACUUUUUAUGUUUGUGGGAUUUUUUCCCGAAUCUCCAUAUCUUCUUUAUAUUAUGAAAACAAAGCCAGUCUUAGAUUAAUGUUUGAAACGGUGCACACUCUUUAUGCAUCUCAAGAAGAUACUCAGAACAAAGAUAUUCGUAUAAUUAAAAUCACAAAAUAGAUGGGAUUUUUGCAAAGAUUUUGUAGAGUAUAUGAAAUAUUUAUACCCUUGUACAAAGUAAUAUGAAAGACUGUGAGCAAGAAUUUUCUUGAUCAAUAAUCAAAAUUCCACUAGUAAGUAAAUAAUCAUUUGACUUCUAUUCUAAUAAACACUAGAUCUCGCGCGGGUUUUUAUUUUCAUUUAUUUUUAUAAAAACAUUUUGUUUUCAAUUCUACAUUGGUAUAUAUUAAUAUAAUUUUAUCGUAUAUUUUUAAAACAUAAUAAUUUUAUCAUAUAUUUUUUAAAAAUAUAAUUGAUUGUUUCCAGAUCACGUUUUUUUUGCUAGAAAAAGAUUAAUAAUUAUUUAAUUCCUAUAAUGUAGUAGACAUAUUAUUUAGUUCUUAUAAUCUAGAAAGUGAGUUAUUUAGAUCUAUAAUAAUGAUAAUAUUAAAAACUAAAUGUAACAUGACUCUCUAAUA